AUGCUCAAUGAGUCAGCUAUGCAGUAUCACCGAUUGCGUGACAUUCUGGUCGAUGCAUUGGCAUUGAUGCCCACCGAAGAGUCAUGUAUGCCUAUUGUGAGAAAGGUAGGCCUCGACAUUGCCACCCCGAAGGCAUUGUUGGUACACGCGAGGUUGAUUGAAAACUGCAUUGGUGGCGUUUUGCUGAACAACGCAAGUGUCAUGACAUUGGAUCCGAUUGACCAAGUCAACCCGCAUGCGGAUUGGAAAUGUCCCACCUUGCCUCCGGAGCUCAUUGCUGACGGUGCAAGAUGGCAUGCUGGCAUUGACCAUUCGCACCAUGCAGGUCCGGAACUGGACAUUGUUUCGGACCAUCGGCACAUUGGUGGCGAGAUGAACAUUGAUGGUUCAUCGGUGACGAUGCCGUUUUUCAUUGCCCUGCCAGAGUCAUUGAUGCGAAGCGUUGCCGCCGAAGGAAGUCUCGCAUUGGAUGGUUUCCCGUGCGGGCAGGCCAACGCAUUCUCAUUCUGCACGAUUGAGCAGAGCCUGCAUCAGUGGCACAAUCAGGUGCCAUCGAUUGAAGCUGGAUCGCAAGAGAAUGUGUGGAUCAUUGGCUUCCACCCGUCGAAUGCUCGCUUCCCGACGACAUUGAAGAACCCACUCGCUGGCAAAGGUGGAUUGCUUCAUUGGCACACUCAAUCGUACUGUGGUCAUUGCUUGAUCCUGGACACGAUUGAUGAUUCGACCAUUUUCCAGCUGCAGGCAGCCGAAUUGAUGACCUCAAUGGUCAUUGACGCACGGUUGUCGCUGAAGGCAUUGCUCGAUGGUCUCAAUUGGGAUUUGAGUGGAGCAACUGAGCAGUUCUCGUUCCACCGGCACAAUGCCAUUCCAACCCGAUUGAGCAAGCUGAUUCGUGCAGGUCGCACAGCAGGCAUUGGCUCGAGUGCCAUGGCAGGCAGUGCUGUGCAGAAGUCGAUUGGCGCAGGCCAAAUUGGCACUUCUGAGAUUGUGGUCUCGCACGGUGGCAGCAAGUUAAAAGUUGCCCCGAACAUUGAGCAGAUGGAUUGA
Messenger RNA from Symbiodinium natans, 1047 nucleotides. The record is from the annotation of a GenBank genome assembly. NCBI's taxonomy places the organism in Eukaryota, Dinophyceae, Suessiales, Symbiodiniaceae.